Oncorhynchus masou masou (cherry salmon) is the source of this 1482-nucleotide messenger RNA. Its product is annotated as potassium voltage-gated channel subfamily S member 3-like. The record is from RefSeq and is a predicted model, not a curated record. Lineage: Eukaryota; Metazoa; Chordata; Actinopteri; Salmoniformes; Salmonidae. The transcript has a single exon. Gene Ontology annotation, molecular function: voltage-gated potassium channel activity; protein binding. Gene Ontology annotation, biological process: protein homooligomerization; potassium ion transmembrane transport. The coding region runs from base 1 to 1482 and encodes 493 amino acids. Gene Ontology annotation, cellular component: voltage-gated potassium channel complex; membrane.
AUGCUGUAUGGCCAGAUCCUUCACAGGCGUGGCACAGACGAAAGCUUCCUCAACCUUAACGUGGGCGGCUUUAAGCAGCACGUGGAGCGCAGCAUCCUGCAGCGCUUUCCCAGGACCCGCCUGGGGUGCCUGUUGGGCUGCGUCUCCGAGGACGCCAUCCUGGAGCUUUGCGAUGACUUCAGCCCCACCGACAAGGAGUACUAUUUUGACCGCAACCCGCGUUUCUUCCGCUAUGUCCUUAACUUCUACCACACGGGCAAGAUCCACCUGAUGGAGGAGCUGUGUGUCUUCUCCUUCAGCCAGGAGAUUGAGUACUGGGGCAUCAAGGAUCUCCACCUGGACUCCUGCUGCAGCAACAAGUUUCAAGAGCAGAGGGAGUUUGCAGAGGACAAGGACUGGGACCGGAGGAGCGAUGAGCAACAUCAGCAGUUCAGGAGCAUUGACUCAUCCAUGGAGGAUCUCUCAACUAUAGACCAGGACUUGGAGAAGUUUGAGGGUACCUGGUGCUCGGAGGUCCGCAAGAACAUCUGGCUGCGCCUGGAGAACCCAGGCUACUCACGUUUGGCCAAGGUGAUCGCCGUGGCCUCACUGGCCAUGGUGCUGACCUCCAUCGUGGCCAUGUGCAUCCACAGCAUUCCCGAGUUCCACCAGGUGGACCUCAACGACAAGGAGAUUGAAGACCCAGUGCUGGCUAUCUUCGAGGCUGUGUGCGUUGUCAGCUUCUCUGUGGAGUUCCUGGUGCGGCUUUCCGUGGCACCGUGCCCCCGGAAAUUCCUGAGUAACGCGCUCAACAUCAUCGACUUUGUGUCCAUCGUGCCUUUCUAUGCCACGUUGGCCUUUGAGAUGGUGGACGAGGAGAACGAGGAGUUGGAAAACGUGGGGAAGGUGGUGCAGAUCCUGCGGCUGAUGCGCAUCUUCCGCAUCCUCAAGCUGGCCCGCCACUCAGCGGGGCUGCGCUCUUUGGGUGCCACGCUAAGGCAUAGCUACCAUGAGGUGGGCCUCCUGAUGCUCUUUCUCUAUGUGGGCAUUUCCAUCUUCUCCACCCUCAUCUACUUUGUGGAGAAGGAGUCAGAGGAGUCGGACAUAACGACCAUCCCUGUGGGCUGGUGGUGGGCCACUAUUAGCAUGACGACGGUAGGCUACGGCGACACCUGCCCAGUGACGGUGUUAGGGAAGCUAGUGGCAACACUGUGCAUCAUCUGUGGGCUGCUGGUUGUGGCCCUGCCUAUCACCAUUAUCUUCAACAAGUUCUCCAUGUACUACCAAAGGCAAAAGGCCAUGGAUGCUGAUCAGACCAAUAACGAGGCGGACCAAUGCAAUAAUAAUGAUAUUAAUAUCCCUGACCCCAGUAUACCUUACUUUAAUGCCGGGGACAUGUACACCCAAAAGAUGAACUCAUUCAUCGCCAGUAUCUCUGUCAGGAGCAGCAUCGGCAGUGAUAAGGACACAGACAUACUAGACUUAAACCCUUUUACUCCUUGA